ACCGUCAGCGUCCCACAAUCCUCUGCUCUCGGUUCCUCUUUCCUCGCUCAAGAUGGCGCUGCUCGCGAUACCUUCCUGGCGCUGGGCAGCUGCGGCGGCUGCUUUCGAAAAGCGUCUGCACGCCGUGAUACCGAUCCGGCCCCUAGUCUCUGUCUGGGGCCCAGGUCCGCAAUGGAGGUCACGUCAGCUCGGCGGCUCGGGAACUGCUGGAAUCUCCCAGAUCUCAGAGUCAUUAAGACAUACCACGUGGCAGAGACUAGGAAAAGGCAAUUCAAGACAGUUAUUAGACGCUACAAGGGUUCUUCAGGUAUGGCCACUGAUAGAAAAGAGGACAUGUUGGCAUGGGCAUGCAGGAGGAGGACUCCACACAGACCCGAAAGAAGGGUUAAAAGAUGUUGAUACUCAGAAAAUCAUAAAAGCAAUGCUCUCUUAUGUGUGGCCCAGAGACAGGCCAGAUCUACGAGCUAGGGUUGCCAUUUCCUUGGGAUUUUUGGGUGGAGCAAAGGCUAUGAAUAUCAUGGUUCCCUUCAUGUUUAAAUAUGCUGUAGACAGCCUCAACCAGGUGUCGGGAAACAUGCUGAACCUGAGUGAUGCACCAAAUACAGUUGCAACCAUGGCAACGGCAGUUCUCAUUGGCUAUGGUGUAUCAAGAGCCGGAGCUGCCUUUUUUAAUGAAGUUCGAAAUGCAGUAUUUGGCAAGGUAGCCCAAAAUUCAAUCCGAAGAAUAGCCAAAAAUGUCUUUCUCCAUCUUCACAACUUGGAUCUGGCUUUCCACCUGAACAGACAGACAGGAGCUUUAUCAAAGGCUAUUGACAGAGGGACAAGGGGUAUCAGUUUUGUCCUGAGUGCUUUAGUAUUUAAUCUUCUUCCCAUCAUGUUUGAGGUGACCCUUGUCAGUGGUGUUUUGUAUUAUAGAUGUGGUGCCCAGUUUGCACUGGUGACCCUUGGGACACUUGGUGCAUACACAGCAUUCACAGUUGCUGUCACACGGUGGAGAACUAGAUUUAGAAUAGAGAUGAACAAAGCGGAUAAUGAUGCAGGUAACGCUGUCAUAGACUCGCUGCUGAAUUAUGAAACUGUGAAGUAUUUUAAUAAUGAAAAUUAUGAAGCACAAAGAUAUGAUGGAUUUUUGAAGACAUAUGAGACAGCUUCAUUGAAAAGUACCUCUACUCUGGCUAUGCUGAACUUUGGUCAAAGUGCCGUUUUCAGUGUUGGUUUAACAGCCAUAAUGGUGCUCGCCAGUCAGGGAAUUGUGGCAGGUACCCUUACUGUUGGAGAUUUAGUAAUGGUGAAUGGACUGCUUUUUCAGCUUUCAUUGCCCCUUAACUUUCUGGGAACUGUAUACAGAGAAACUAGACAAGCACUUAUAGAUAUGAACACCUUGUUUACUCUACUCAAGGUAGACACCCGAAUUAAAGACAAAGCGAUGGCAUCUCCCCUUCAGAUCACACCACAGACAGCUACGGUGGCCUUUGAUAAUGUGCAUUUUGAAUACAUUGAGGGGCAGAAAGUCCUUAGUGGAAUAUCUUUUGAAGUUCCUGCAGGAAAGAAAGUGGCCAUUGUAGGAGGUAGUGGGUCAGGGAAAAGCACAAUAGUGAGGCUGUUGUUUCGCUUCUAUGAGCCUCAAAAGGGUAACAUUUACCUUGCUGGUCAAAAUAUACAAGAUGUGAGCCUGGAAAGCCUUCGGAGGGCAGUGGGAGUGGUACCUCAGGAUGCUGUCCUCUUCCAUAAUACCAUUUACUACAACCUCUUAUAUGGAAACAUCAGUGCUUCACCAGAGGAAGUGUAUGCAGUGGCAAAAUUAGCUGGACUCCAUGAUGCAAUUCUUCGAAUGCCACAUGGAUAUGACACCCAAGUAGGGGAACGAGGACUCAAGCUUUCAGGAGGAGAAAAGCAAAGAGUAGCAAUUGCAAGAGCCAUUUUGAAGGACCCCCCAGUCAUUCUCUAUGAUGAAGCUACUUCAUCAUUAGAUUCAAUUACUGAAGAGACUAUUCUUGGUGCCAUGAGGGAUGCAGUCAAACACAGAACUUCUAUUUUCAUUGCACACAGAUUGUCAACAGUUGUUGAUGCAGAUGAGAUCAUUGUCUUGGACCAGGGUAAGGUAGCUGAACGUGGUACCCACCAUAGUUUGCUUGCUAACCCUGGCAGUAUCUAUUCAGAAAUGUGGCAUACACAGAGCAGCCAUGUGCAGAACCAUGAUAACCCCAAAUGGGAUGCAAAGAAAGAAAAUGUGUCCAAAGAGGAGGAAAGGAUGAAACUACAAGAAGAAAUUGUCAACAGUGUGAAAGGCUGUGGAAACUGUUCCUGCUAAGUCACAUGAAACCUUUUGUUUUCUUUUCUUCUCUUUUCUUUUCUCUUCUUUUCUUUUCUCUUCUUUUCUUUUCUUUUCUUCUCUUUUCUUUUUUCUCCCUCCCUCCCUUCCUUCCUUCCUUCUUUCUCUCCUCUCUUCCUUCCUCCCUCCUUCCUUUCUUUCUUUUUUUUCUUGACUGACUACACAUUUGCACUGAAGCAGAAUUGUUUUAUUAAAAAAAAUCAUACAUUCCCAUUUUCUAUAAUCCUUCUU
Molecule: messenger RNA, 2563 nt
Organism: Physeter macrocephalus (sperm whale)
Lineage: Eukaryota; Metazoa; Chordata; Mammalia; Artiodactyla; Physeteridae
Product: iron-sulfur clusters transporter ABCB7, mitochondrial
Exons: 16
Coding region: 53-2311 (752 amino acids)
Biological process (GO): transmembrane transport; intracellular iron ion homeostasis
Cellular component (GO): mitochondrial inner membrane
Molecular function (GO): ABC-type transporter activity; ATP hydrolysis activity; ATP binding
Source: RefSeq, a predicted model, not a curated record